CCAACAGAAGACGUUUGCGACGUCUGUUGCCGUAAACAGCAUCAGGAUGUCUGAACGGGCAGCUUAUGGCUUAGCCUGAAAGCUAACAGCUUAGUUUUAUUUUCGUUUCCUUUUUCUUUAGUGUCGUUUGGCGUUCUGGGCUUUUGUACUAGAUGGGGACUAAGAGCUUAUCAUGAAACUCCGGGUGCAGACUGACAGGAGUGAUUCCAGAAGAACCCUAAAGCUGAGAGAGUAUCCGGCUGUAAUGCAGCCAAAUUCAAGUGAGCGGGCGGAUCAUGCAGGAAACGGUUUAUCCCUGACUCUGCAACCAGAGCUUCUCAUCAGGGCACCGGUCACCGGUGCCGCCGCCGCCGUCUGCCCCGAGAGCGGUGACGUGCGGGUGCCCAUGACCGGCGGCCCCGGGGAGUCGGGUGGAGGCGCGUCGUCCAGGAGGUCCAGGGUCAGCUCCCACGGCCACUCGCAUUCGCACGGGCACAGUCGGGCGCACCACCACUCCAGCUCAGAUCCCGAGCACGACCCGUCCGACUCCGACCUGGACUCCGGAGAGCCCAGCACCUCCCUGUCCGAGCUCCGCUGCCUCUUCCGCUGGCUCCAGAAGAGUCUUCCUUUCCUCGUCAUACUGUGUGCUAAGCUGGUCAUCCAACAUGCUCUUGGUUUAGCAGUUGGGGUCGGGCUCUUCACAACUUUUUUAUAUGUGAAUACAAGCAUUCAAACUCAAGUCUUUCUUCAGGACCGUCACUCAAAGCUGCAGUGCGUAUGGCUGCUCGUCUUCCUGGUCUCUUCCACCCUCCUGCUUUACUACACGUUUCUCACUGAGACACUUUAUUAUUGCCUCAUCUUCUUGAGUCCAACCAUUGAGCCGCUGGGUUUCUGGGAGAUUCUAUGGGUCGUGGGCAUCACCAAUUUCAUAAUAAAGUUCCUCUUUAUGGGAAUUAAGUGCCUUAUUUUGCUGGUGCCCUCUUCACUGGUGACCUACAGAACCCAGGGGCGCUGGCUGAUGCUAACUGAAGAGCUCGGUCAAGUCCACCAGGCCACAGCACCUGCUCCACUGUGGUUCCGCUACCUGGUCACCUACCAGGAGACGGACGGCGGCCCUGGACUGACGCUGGGGAUCCUCCUGGCUCUGCUCUACCUCAUACUGAAGCUUUUAGGAUUGUACACACAGUCCUCAUCUUUACUGAAAACUGUGAGGGUAUUUCUGAUGGGCGAGCAUACAGGCGCAGCAGCCACAAGGAGUCAGUGCAGCGAGGCUGGAGACAUCUGUCCCAUCUGUCAGGGAGAGUACAGGGAGCCUCGGUCUCUGCUCUGUCAGCACAUAUUCUGUGACGAAUGCAUCGCUCUGUGGUUCAACCGGGAGAAGAGCUGCCCCCUCUGCCGCACGGUGAUCACCGAGAAGGUCUACAAAUGGAGGGACGGUGCCACAUCUCCACACCUGCAGAUUUACUGAUUAACGAGGCACACAUCAGGAGCUUUCGGGUGUGGGACAUCGAUAUUAGCUUGUAUGUAUUAUGUGAUUAUUUUUUUUUAUUAUUAUUUUUUCCCCAUGAAUGUCAAACCCGAUUGACAAGUAAUGUCGUACACACUGUUUCAUUAGUCAUUAAAGGGCUGGGCUGUCUGCGCGCUGAGGCCAGCACUCACACCUACAGUAGGCUUGUUUCUGUUUUUUUUUUUUAUUAUUAUUAUUACCAGGACAUCCCUACUGAUCACUUCCAAGUUAAUUAUAUUACACGCCCUCAGUAUUUUUUUGAUUUUGCCAUUUGUUAUGCUUUUUUUUUGUGUUGUGUUGGUUUUAAUCACCUGCAAUUUUGGCAUAUUCUUUCCUAAUGACAGAGGUGAAAUUGUCACACUUCGUUUCUUCUACUUGUAAAUAUUGGAACCAUAAGAGAAUUAUACAAGAAAGUAUUUUAAACUGAUUUUUCUUCCUUCCACGAACCCGUCUCACUCAAUUUGUGGAAGCAACUCUUUUAAAGGCUGAAAAAUUGUGCUAUAGAUGAAUCCCUGGGCUUGAAUUUCAAUGUUAGACCUUAAGGGCUGACGACGACGCAACACCUCUAGUGUACGCAGUGACGCGACAAAGUCACAACAAGCAUGGACGUGGCAGGCUGAAGACAGAUUUACAGUUUGCCUUUUGCUAAACUUUUCAUGACUUGUGAAAAUGAUGCAGCCGAGCUUGAGAGAUUGAUUUACAAAUAAAUUAUUUUUCUAUGGGGGUGACGCCGCCCCGUUUUUGUCAAAACCAAAGACUGGGAGAAACAUCUAUUUUACGUAUGAAAAUCAUUCACUGUGUUAUUUUUAUCCAUUAAGAUCCACAAAGUAUCUGAAUAAAGAUCUACAUUUGAAUUACA
This is a messenger RNA of Mugil cephalus (flathead mullet), 2345 nucleotides long. It is a transcript of the gene rnft1, whose product is annotated as ring finger protein, transmembrane 1. The record is from RefSeq and is a predicted model, not a curated record. Gene Ontology annotation, cellular component: endoplasmic reticulum. Lineage: Eukaryota; Metazoa; Chordata; Actinopteri; Mugiliformes; Mugilidae. Gene Ontology annotation, biological process: positive regulation of ERAD pathway. Gene Ontology annotation, molecular function: ubiquitin protein ligase activity. The transcript is spliced from 9 exons. Bases 173 to 1447 code for a protein of 424 amino acids.